Messenger RNA from Penicillium olsonii, 1833 nucleotides. The record is from the annotation of a GenBank genome assembly. Lineage: Eukaryota; Fungi; Ascomycota; Eurotiomycetes; Eurotiales; Aspergillaceae.
AUGGCUCCCAGACUGCGCAACGCGCUCGGUCUUUCACGUCCAUUGGACGUCAGUGCCGUCUUUUACUGCCCCUCGUGCGCGAUCUGGCGACGAACAUUGUCGACGCGCAACCUUGACAAAGCCAACACUCUUCGUCGCAACGUCCGAUCCCAAAACACAAUCACAGCACCUGGUCCCCGGGGAUUUACAAGUUCGACCGUCAUUACUGCGAAGAGUGUUCCGCCGCGGUUCAAGGAGCUACAUGCAGCCCUCGAAGGGGUCAAAGAUGCUUCUUUGGAGCAAGUAAACCUCAGCCGUCUCCAACUCGCGCUACGGGGAUUGGAAACCGAGGCGCCUCUAAUCAGAGUAGCCGUCCUAGGUUUGAACGAUGCGACCUCCGCCCGAAAACUUGUCAGGCUACUGCUUGCAGACCCAUUGACACCGCGGGAAAACUGGGAAGACAUUCUCGAGUCAUACGAUGCCGAUACAUCUCGAGGGCUGUUGAUCAGAUACGGCGAAACUUCAGAAUCCAUUCCCAACGACCUACUACCGACGAUAUCAGUGCCGUCACCUAUACUCAAGAAGGGCAACCUGGAACUUCUUGUCAGCACUCUUGGUUCCGAGGACGGUCAGGACGCUACUACCUUCAAUGCCGAUACUUUCCUAGUCCCCACAGUUACCAUACAGACAUCCCACUCAGGUCGGCAUAACGUUGUUCGGUAUCCUGUACACCGCACCAUUGUGUGCGGAAGUGGCGUUGAUGGAUUGGUCUCGUACAGCACAAUGAUCGGGCGAUCAAACUUGAAGAAUGAGGUUUCUUCGAUCCGGGGAGCCAUUGAUCUGGCCGUCGCGGAUCAGAAGUCGGACAACGGACGCGUUUCGCUAGUUGAUACCGAUCGCGCUAAUGUGGCACUAAACAAAUUCCGCGAGUCCAUUGACAAUGCUCGAGAGUACGAACGUGGGUGGAAUGGUAGUGGCAUGCAACCACUUGUCGACUGGUUGGCAACUUCCUCUGAUACAUCGACUGGAAGCCCCAUGAGCCCGACGCUGCUUCCUUUGGUCGAGUCUAUCCUUGAUUCAGCCGAUGCCAGCGUGCUCGCCCGGGAUGCCAAGGCCCUUCACGACCAAACAGCUGGCAUAGCCCCCGAAGAGAUGCGAUCCAAGUUGGACCAAGGUAUCACGACCUGGGCAGAGCGUGCACACUCCGAACUUCGAAGCUCCCUCGAAGAAGGCCUCGCUAGCCCACGCUGGCGCGGACUCGCGUGGUGGAAACUCUUCUGGCGCGUCGACGAUGUCAGCAUGAUUACAUCUGACAUUCUAGAUAAGCGAUUCUUGCGUCGCGCCGAACAAGAGGUCAUCUGGACCUCGGGCAAGUACCAGCAGGCCGGCCUGCUUGAGGAACGCUCAUCUUCGAACACUGAAGACCUCGUUCCUGCGUCGUGGCCAACCCAGAUUUCCGACCUUCGCACUAAACUUCUCACCACUACUGUUCCAUCCCUCCAGUCUCUUGCUCAGAGCCUGGUUCUUUUCAGCGUCUCUACGACUACGUUGACCUCUGCUCUCUCCGCUCUGACUUACGUGGGCAUUCCAUCUGCCGGUGUAUAUGAGUCAUGUACACUUGGAGCGGUUGGUCUGAUCUACUCUAUUCGUCGACAACAGAAGCGAUGGGAUGCCGCUCGAACCUUCUGGGAAGAGGAGGUGCGCGAGGAAGGACGUACCUCUCUAUUGGAAACCGAGGCAUCUCUUCGUGAGAUUGUGCAGACUGGGGGCCGAGCCGUGGAAGAUCUAUCGGAUCCUCGUCCGCGGGAGAGUGUCGCAAGAGCGAGGAAGGCCCUGGAGGGGCUUAAGGGCUAA